UACUGUGCGGUGUGUGUUUAGUGUGCAGUAAGUGUUCAGUUAGCACAGAGCUGCACACAGUAGCUGCUAUAUUGGAUCCAUAUUAACAUUCAACAGGGUACGAGUGGAAUUAAUUCAACUCGAUCGUUACUGUUGACGUACGACUGCCAGCAAAAAUACGUCAUUAAUCGAACAGACCGUGUUUUUUUUUCAACGGGGAAACAUUUUUUUAGAUUCAAACGCUUUUAACUUUGUUAACAAACCGACUGCCUAUUUAAAUUUUCCUUGGCAUUUCAAAGAGUUUGAGAAUCACAGCUACAAAUAUUAACAUUCUUCAAUAUGGAUUCGAGCUCACCCGAAGACGCGGCCCCCUCACCCUACCCUCGCAACGCGCCCUCGCUGCACACACGCGCCAUCCACGUGGGUUUUGAGCCCCGAGGCAACGAGACGCGUGCCCUGGUGCCGCCCCUCACCCUGGCCACCACUUUUGCACAGGCAGACCCCCAGCAUAAGGGGGAAUACUUCUACGGGCGACUCGACAACCCGUCCCGCGCUGCGCUGGAGCGCUCACUGGCAGCGCUGGAGGAGGCUGAGUACGCUGUGACGUUUGCCUCCGGCACGGCUGCGAUAUCCAGUGUGAUGCAGCUGCUGCGUGCGGGCGACCACGUACUCGUGAGUCACCACCUCUACUCCGGCACCUGGACUUUCCUCACUAAAAUCGCCGCUCGGCAAGGCUUGGUAGUGGAAUUCAUCGAUAUGCGUCAAGCGUCAGAAGUUGCUGCGGCACUCAAGCCGAGCACGCGCAUCGUGUGGUUCGAGUCCCCAUCCAACCCCACGAUGGAUCUCGUCGACAUCGCAGCUGUUGCCACCAUCGUGCAGCAACACAAUCAACGCGUUGGUCUGGAACACCUGUCACUCGAGCAGCCGAUUGCGGAUAAACGAAACGAACUGGAUGUUGAAGCAAGAGCCAUAUUGGUGGUGGACAACACCUUCAUGACGGGAGUGCUGCAGAGACCUCUUCUGCUUGGAGCAGACCUUGUGGUGCACUCUUGCACCAAGUAUAUCAAUGGAUCUACUGACGUCAUCAUGGGUGUGGUGUGCACUAGCAGCAAAAAUCUACACGAGAAGCUGAAGUUUAUACAAACUGCUUCAGGUGCCAUCCCUUCACCUUUCGACUGCUACUUGGUUCAGCGCUCUGUUCGAACCUUACCCCUGCGCAUGGAGCGUCACAUGAAGAACGGAAUUGCCGUCGCCAAGUUCCUCGAGAGCCACGCGUGCGUGAGGCGCGUCAACCACCCAGGCCUGCCGAGCCAUCCUCAGCAUAAGCUAAGCGUUCGACAGUCGUUCGGCCACUCUGGCAUGUUGAGUUUCUACUUGAGAGAAGACGACAUCGAAAAGUCCAAGACUUUCCUCAAGUCCCUAGCAGUGGUGACUCUCUCAAGCAGUCUGGGCAGCAUUGAGAGCCUUGCUGAGCUUCCGGUUACAAUGUCGCACGCCGGCGUACCAGCAGAAGAAAGAGAGGCGUCAGGUGUCACCGCUGGACUCAUCCGCCUUUCAGUCGGUUUGGAAGAUGUUCACGACCUGACACGUGACCUUGAUCAAGCCUUAAAUAAAGCUUUCGGCAACUAAUUUCAAUUUUGUUUGAAGAGAGCAAUGAAUUCUUUUUGUUUUGUUUGAAGUUAUUUACUAUACUUUUUACUAUUAUCGUUCAUUAUUCUAAAAUAAAAGUAAUUAACCUGUU
This is a messenger RNA of Hyalella azteca, 1720 nucleotides long. RefSeq names its product putative cystathionine gamma-lyase 2. Gene Ontology annotation, cellular component: cytoplasm. Gene Ontology annotation, biological process: transsulfuration. Gene Ontology annotation, molecular function: cystathionine gamma-lyase activity; pyridoxal phosphate binding. The transcript has 9 exons. Bases 319 to 1608 code for a protein of 429 amino acids. The record is from RefSeq and is a predicted model, not a curated record. NCBI's taxonomy places the organism in Eukaryota, Metazoa, Arthropoda, Malacostraca, Amphipoda, Hyalellidae.